AUCACAUACUCAUCAACCGCCAAGCUUACAUCACAUUUCCGUCUUCUGUAAUUUCCUGUCAUUCAUCGUUCCUCCCAAAAAUUGAUUUAAAUCUGAUCAGGCUUUCAGUCUAAGCAACACUGACCACAUCUUCCUUUUUUCCAUAGUUAUUUUAUUUUAUUUUACUUUUAACGUUCACUUCCACGAUCAAAUGCCGGAACUAUUAAGGUAAACACGGGUUUCUAGACGGACCUUCACUAUUGGUGCACCAACUCUAACCAUGAGCCACUAGGUCCUGGAGAUUAUGAAUUUAGGACAGAAAAUGAAGGAAUGUUGUGCUCAAGAAAAGCGGAAUAAAUUUGAAAAGUGAACUUCAUCCAAACCAGUAGGACGGCGGGAGAGAGUGUGUGUGUGUGUGUGUGUGUAACAGUGAUGCAGCACAGCAGUACUUCGGCUCCGUUUCGUUGGCAGCGCAGCGACAACUCCUUCGCUUUUAACUUUUCUCCAGAGAUUGCUCCCUCCUUGCCCCAAAGCAUCAUGGAUCCUAACGAGUCGCAUCCAGGACACGCUGCAGAUUCAGAAGCCAGCUCGGGUUUCGCUUUCAACUUCCAGAUCCCUGCAGGAACAGAGCAGAAGAGUGAUCUGAAACCCAGCGCAGGGAAAACGGUGAUGAGUGAAGCAGCUAAAGGCUCGGAGUCGAGUGCGGAUUCAAAACCUAAUUCCAAGAAGAAGAAGAAGAAGAAGAAAUCAGGAGCGGGUGGAGGAGAGGAAGCUGUACCGGAAGCUGUGCCUAGGCAGGAGAGCACUGAACUGACUCCAGAGCAGCAGCUAAGUCGAGAGUUGGACUGGUGUAUUGAGCAGCUUGAGUUGGGACUGAGGACUCAAAAAUCCUCCACCAAACAAAGAGAGGAAGCCUCUCGUGCUCUAAAGACUCUGCGCAGCUCCAAAGCACCGAUGGUGAAGAAGAGGCAGGUGAUGAGAGCCGUGUCCGGAGAUUACCGCAAAAAGAUGGAGGAGGAAAAAGACAGACAGUACAAACUGAUCUGCUCAGCGAUGUCCUCGGCGAAGGUGUCGUGUGUGUCAGAGCCUUGUUGUGGAUCGGUGUACCACCGGCGCGCUGAGACUCACAGACCUCCAGCACACAGCACAGACGCUAGCCAGGCUUCACUUCCUGCUGAGCAGACAGACGGAGUCGGGGACAGAUUCGUGUUCAGACCUUCAGGAGAGGAGUUUCGCUUCAACUUCAACCUCUGAUCGUCCUCUCUGCGCGGAAAAACCCAACCACGCCGUGUGACUUUAUAAACGUGUAUUUUUCUAAAAUGAAGUAUACAGCAUUCUGAUGUUGUUCAAUAAAACUCCUGCUGCCGUUUCAGGGUGACUGCGGAGCUGAGAAACGUCAGAGAAUCUGCUCUUGUCCUUUUGUCUUUAGGAACAAACAGUGAAACCUGAAUGUUGUGUUUGCGAUGGUUGAAAAUUGUUCUCCUAUUAAACUCCACUGUCAGAGCGCUAACAAUAAUAACAA
Molecule: messenger RNA, 1501 nt
Organism: Pangasianodon hypophthalmus (striped catfish)
Lineage: Eukaryota; Metazoa; Chordata; Actinopteri; Siluriformes; Pangasiidae
Gene: c1h8orf33
Product: chromosome 1 C8orf33 homolog
Exons: 6
Coding region: 412-1233 (273 amino acids)
Source: RefSeq, a predicted model, not a curated record